AUGAGUGUCGAAGUAAGUGAAGAUAAAAUGGUAAAGUUAUUUUUAAAGAAAAUUAAAGCAACAAAAAAGAGAUUUAUGGAUGCUAUCAUACGAUGCAAUGCUCUUGAAGAUCAAUCUCAAGUCGAAAUGCUUCGCUCGGCCGUAAAUGCAAUUUCAAAUACAAUUGCUGCUCUCACUCAAAAAACAGCUAGUUUAUCUGACCUGAAAAGAUAUCAUAUCAAAGUAGAUCUCGUAGAUGAUCCAGAAACAUAUCCUGCAGAAGUAAAGCUCGAAUUACGACAGAAAGAAAGAUCACACCCAUUACCACUAAAUCAUAAAAUAGUAGUUAAGCCUCCAAUGGGAGACAGCGUUUCAACUAAAAUCGUUAAAGAGAGAAAUGCAAAAAUGAAUUACACUCAUAAGUUUGACUUUGGACCAUGUGUCGAAAGUACAGUUAGAAUGGUUACUGGAGGAGAUAUGGAAUUUGAUAUCAUGAGAAUCUCCAGUGUGAUGGGGCAGAAAAAGACUCAACUAAUAGCUCUUGCUACUGCUCCAUUGAAUCAGCUUAGUUUUUCAUCAUCAUUAACAAUACCUUUACAUUUUGUUAAUAUUGACGGAUCAAAAACACAGUAUAUCUUCGAAGCAAUGUUUACAGUCGAUAGACCAUUAGUGCCUUUAGAAGAAUUGAGAAUAGACGAAAAUAUAGAUGUUAUUCCUGAAUAA
Messenger RNA from Trichomonas vaginalis G3, 702 nucleotides. RefSeq lists its product as uncharacterized. The record is from RefSeq and is a predicted model, not a curated record. The transcript has a single exon. Lineage: Eukaryota; Parabasalia; Trichomonadida; Trichomonadidae. The coding region runs from base 1 to 702 and encodes 233 amino acids.